This is a messenger RNA of Onychomys torridus (southern grasshopper mouse), 1062 nucleotides long. RefSeq names its product CD160 molecule (gene Cd160). Gene Ontology annotation, molecular function: transmembrane signaling receptor activity. The coding region runs from base 1 to 1062 and encodes 353 amino acids. The transcript is spliced from 8 exons. The record is from RefSeq and is a predicted model, not a curated record. NCBI's taxonomy places the organism in Eukaryota, Metazoa, Chordata, Mammalia, Rodentia, Cricetidae. Gene Ontology annotation, cellular component: plasma membrane. Gene Ontology annotation, biological process: regulation of adaptive immune response.
AUGUGCAUCUCUAAGCAGUCCCAUCAAAGUGUGGUUCUGCCCACCAUCGAUGCAUCCCUGUCUGGCCUUCGGUUAUAUCCUAGCAUCUUCACUUCUGACAGACCAUCGCAGCAGCAGCUGGGAACACAGGAGAACAGCUGCUUGUGCACCCAGACCAUAGAAGGUGCAUUCGCUGUAGAAAAGGUCUCAUGUGUGCUGAGGGUGAUCGUCCUUUUGGUUAAGAAGUUCAUUAGGGUUUCUGAGAGUCCCGAAGUCCCUGAGGUCAGAGCAGUUCAAAGACUCAAAGGCGAGGACGCUAACCCUAUCCUGCACCCUCCAGAGCUCACCGCCAUCCACGAGGGAGGGAGGCAGCACCUGCGGCGGGGACUUAAGGUUGUCAUCCCCACCUCCGACCUCGCCCGCACCACGGCGACGGUCACUCCCGAGGCUGGGAAGCAGCGCCCUCUAGCGGAGUGUGCGACCACGAACCGGCAAAGCCAACGUUUACGUGGGAUUUCUGGGGUUGUUGACAACAUGCAAAUUCUGAUGUCACCUGCCCGAAGCUGUUGUGCCCUGGCCAUCCUGCUGGCAACUGUGGACUUCCAAUGUGGUGGAUGCAUCCAUGUCACCAGCUCAGCAUCCCAGAGAGGAGGGCAACUGGACUUCACCUGUACAUUGUGGCACAAGAAGGAUGAAGCUGAGGGGCUAAUGCUCUUCUGGUGCAAAGACAGGUCUUGGGACUGCUCCCCCGAGACCAGCUUAGAGCAGCUAAGGGUUAAAAGGGAUCCUGGGACAGAUGGCAUCACGCAACAGUCAUCUCAGUUGGUCUUCACCAUAGGACAAGCCACACCAUCAGACAGUGGGACCUACCAGUGCCGUGCCAGAAGCCAGAGGCCAGAAGUCCACAUCCAUGGUCAUUUUUUCUCUGUUCUAGUCACAGGGAACCACACCGAGAUAAGUCAGAGACAGAAGCAGCGCCCUGGCUUCAGCCGUACUGACAGUGCUCUCACUUCAGGCUUCCUGCAAGCAAAGGCCUGGGGGGUGAUGGUCACCAGCCUGGCAGCCCUUCAAGGAUACUCUUGA